Messenger RNA from Lathyrus sativus (Indian pea), 942 nucleotides. The record is from the annotation of a GenBank genome assembly. Lineage: Eukaryota; Viridiplantae; Streptophyta; Magnoliopsida; Fabales; Fabaceae.
AUGGCGUCCUCACGUCCCCCUCCGUCAAAGUCUGUAGAUCUCGACCUAACCAUCGUCGCCGCCAAACAUCUCAAAAACGUCAACUGGAAAAACGGCGAUCUCAAACCCUACGUCGUCUUUUGGGUCGAUCCUGACCGUCGUCUCGCCACCAAAUCAGACGACUCCGGUAACACUUCCCCCGUCUGGAACGAACGAUUCACCCUCCCUCUAUCAUUUCCUCUCCCAGACUCCUACCUCACCCUCGAGAUCUUCCACUCCAAACCCUCCGAUACCCCCAAACCCCUCGUCGCCACCCUCCGCCUCCCCCUCAAAGACCUUCACGAACUCAACCACUCGACUAUCAACCGCAAGUUUCCUGUUAUUCGACCCUCCGGUCGCCCUCACGGCAAGGUUCACCUCAAGCUUGGCCUCCUCGGUCGCUCUCCUCCUCCCCCACCACCGCAACAAACCUACGAUUACACUAACCCUAACUCAAACCCCAACCCUAUUCCCAACCCUAAUCCUAACCCUAACCUUAAUCCCAAUCCAUCCUUAGUCUAUUACAGAGGAUACUCCUCUUCACCUUCUCCAUAUCCUAUGCCCUACACUUACCCUGACGCCCUCCCUGGCGGCUACUAUCCUGGUCCCUCAGGUUAUUAUUCCGGUGCUUCUUACCCACCUCCACCACCGAGACCUUUCUUUGACCGUACCGGAAGUUAUGCAGCUGGGCCCAGUGGACCGUCUGCCCCGCUUGAAUUUUCCUCCUCGUUUGAUCCGAGGCCCAAAGGCGGUAAGAUGGGCCUAGGUGCUGGGCUGGCUGUUGGUGCUGUUGCAGGGGCGCUAAGCGGGAUUGCUCUAGAAGAGGGGAUGAAGUAUGAAGAGCGCAGACUUGCGGAAAUGGUUGAAAGCGAUGCUGCUUCUGCUAGAGAUGAUUAUGGUGAUGCUCAUUACCGAGAUUAUUGA